This is a messenger RNA of Talaromyces atroroseus, 585 nucleotides long. RefSeq lists its product as hypothetical. The record is from RefSeq and is a predicted model, not a curated record. Lineage: Eukaryota; Fungi; Ascomycota; Eurotiomycetes; Eurotiales; Trichocomaceae. The transcript has a single exon. Gene Ontology annotation, cellular component: nucleus. Bases 1 to 585 code for a protein of 194 amino acids. Gene Ontology annotation, biological process: maturation of SSU-rRNA from tricistronic rRNA transcript (SSU-rRNA, 5.8S rRNA, LSU-rRNA).
AUGGCUUCCACAUCAACAGCAGCAACACCAUCCUCAGAACAGCAGCAAAAGCUCGACCUCGCCAUCACCCUGCUCAUCAACUCAUGGCCCGCGCUAAACCUCGCCGUGCAAUCAUCCUGGGGCGGACCCAACUCCGCAGACAAGCGGGACUGGCUCUGCGGCGCCAUCUCCGACAUUUUCAUGACUCGCCCGGAAACCGACUCAUAUGACAUCGAAGACAUCCUAGUGCAAGUGCUUAGUGAUGAGUUCGACGUCGCGGUGGACGAUGGCUCGGCGGGGAUGGUUGCCGAUCAGAUCAUGAACGUCAAGGCGCGUAUUGAGAUGGGUGACUAUCAAGAGGUGGACAGAUUGUGGGCUGAAUAUAAGGAGAAGCGAGAGAGGAAAGGGGCGGAGCAGAAUUUAUUCAAACAUGUUGAUACCAAGGAUGAGGAUCAGGAAACGGAUGAUGACGACGAGGAGGAUAGUGACGACGACGAAGAUAUGCAAGAUGCGCCUUCGUUGGUGACUCGACCUCCUACGCAAAGGGUUGAGCCGGAGGUUGAUGAGGAUGGAUUUACCAAGGUGGUUGGGAAGAAGAAGCGAUAG